AUGUCCUCCCCGCUUAGUCGUCGGGAGGAGACGGCCGAGGGGGAGGAGAGAAGAGCGAGGAUGGGGGAGACGAUGGAGGGGAUAGCGUCGAUAGCUCUGCUGCCAUGCGGUUCCGUCUCCGGGCACUUCAUCAAGCUCCCGGAGUCCUCGUGCUAUGGCCUCCACGGCACCGGUAUUUCUUCUGGUUCCGUGAUUCAUGGUUGUUCAUCUGCUCUGUCUAUUUGGUUCGCGCGUAGGGCCUUGACGGAAAUAAAUUUUCAUUUCACUUGAUGUAUAUUCACUUUCUAUAUCGAUGAUCUGUCCCCGCCGGACUUCCACGGCGAUUGUUUUCUUUACGUUCUAGCCGCUUUAGAACGCGUUUUUCUGCCUUCAUCGAUGUUAUGUGUUUGGUUUUUUUUUUUUUUUGUCACCACGCGCUGGUCUCUCAGGGUGGCCGAGUUCAUCUGCUUGAUGUAUUUCUUCCUCCUUGGACAUGGGAGAGUAGAUGGUUUACUUCUCUAGGCGUCAACUACACCCUAUAUUUAUUUUUUACCAUGAUCUAUGUUGUCUAUUGACGAUUUCGUGGUUGACAUCUAAUUUUUUUUCCUUACUAUUUUAAAUAAUCGCGGAUUUUUUUAUCUUAGAAGCGACUCAUAACUUUGCCAUUAUCUUCCUAAAGUUGACUAAAUACGAUCUGAGAUGUAAGACUUUGGCAAAUUUUUGUAACUUAUGGCUCUGAUUUUCGGGCCUCCACAGGUUUUUUUUCUUGCUUUAAAUUAUGUUUAUUGCUCGUCCCAGACAACUAGUUGUGAAGUAAAGAAUAUUCUUCGUUUAUGGAUUGAACUCCUGUAACAGAGGAAAACUCUAAAUGCUCCCUUAAACACAAAUGGAAGAGCUUAAAUAAAGGUAAGGGUUAUGUGACCUAUAUCUUCUACAAGGAAGUUAUUAAUUGGACCAUACUUUCCAAUGUGGAUGAUUUACAUCUUCAAAGAAAAAGUAUAUUAUUGGUCGGCUCAAAGUGUACCAUUCUAGCUCUCGCUUAUUGAAUUUUAUCUUCACUCGCUGGAUCCAUGUCCUGGAAUAUAUCAUACCGGCGCAACAAUUGGAGUGGUCACCAUUUUAUCUCGUUGAUCAUCUUCAUAUAUCACUACCUGCAUGUCUAUCUGUGUUAGCUACUUAUCUGGAGCAAUGGCAUUAUUGUUCUGCCACCUUUGAGCUUUCUAUGUAUCCCAUUUACCCUGUGGUAUUUUACUGGGCUCUUGUCUAGCUGUCAUUGUUUCCUGUCCUGGCUGACUACCAGGAAGCGAAUACAAUUUUUACUUGGAUACCUAUGUUCAUGUAUCAGAAGUUAUCCUAAUAUUUGCCUUGUAUCAAAAGAAAGAGAUUGCAAUCAGGUCAUCUUUCUUGUUGACCUCUCUCUCUCAUCGGCAAUGUUGUCAGAUAUGGCUUCAUGUUGUUGUACUUACUUUGAAACCAGCUGAUUUCCUUAUGCGGAUGAUUUUCAGUGUGAUUUAAACAAGAUACUGUGAAUCAGUUUUGUAUCCUAGGAAUCUGUUUUUUUGGGCAUCUGGGUCAUGAAAAUGAUUGCACCUUAUUUUUAUGGUACAGAAUUAGCGUGUGAAAGGGAAUGCAGUAGAGGUGAAGAUUACCGCUUGAUCAAGUUAACCAUAUCUGAUUACUCUGUAAGAUACAUGAGUUCCAUUCAUCAUAUCUUAUUUAUUUCGUCAUUCUCAGUCUCCCUGUUCUUAUUCCAAAUAAGCUCCUGAAAUGUAGAGCAACAAAGAAGAGGUCGUCGUUGUGGAGUGCAGAGGGCAUGACGCUGCUAGAUUCCGUAGCAUUGAUAAUGCCAAUGGGUAUGUCCUUUUUUAAAAAAUUGAUGUUGAGAGAUAUAAUAAAUUGGGGAUGUAGCUCAGAUGGUAGAGCGCUCGCUUAGCAUGCGAGAGGUACGGGGAUCGAUACCCCGCAUCUCCAUUUCUCAUCGGGAUUUUUUUAGAUUGAUAUUAAGACCUAAUGCAGGUAGCAUAUUUUGUGAGAGGGUGUAUGAUAGUUAGUAUCUCCAACCAGGUAGUAUGGACGAGAAGCCACUGAAAGAGGCCGUUCCUCUGUUCUUGCUCAUCAUCAAAGUGAGCUGCACAAAAACAUUAUUUAGAGAAUCAGAAAACCCUCGCAUUAGCCGACAUUUGGGCCUCUUUUCGUCUAUAAAAUGGGCUCUUUCUACAAUCCUAACCCCGACCAGAACCAGGGAUGGAGUUUAUCACACAUGGAUCAUAUUCAGGGUUCUGAACAAGAUUUACUUCAGUCAAUCGUUCUCUGUGUUGGAUACGAUUGUUGUCUGGCUACCAUGCCAAGGUCUAUGCCUGAUCUACGUCAGCUUCCUCUGCACUGACGCAGGUGGGGAGAGGACGUCGCGGAGAUGGUCGAACAGAAGCAUGGGAAGCAGAAGAUCUCAGUUUCUUUUGAGUGCGAGACCUUGAAGGCGGAGAGUGCGGCUGAAGAACACGUCAGGAGGUUCAUGCCCAAAAUAUCCGGACUCGACGCCGUUGGUAGGUCAACCAGUCAGCGUUGAUUCUUAUUUGCCUUGUUUUAAUCGGUAAUCUCUUUUGUGUUAAGGAGAAGAAACUGGAAGUCAAACCUCUUCAAAACCCUCCAUUAUCACAUCUGAGUUCAUCAUCGGAUAUUCUGGAUAUGUGCUGAAUAAGCAAAGGAAACUUUAUUCGUGAUAAAUUUUCCAAAGUUUCCAGGCUCUCAUUGUUCUAGUGAAAAUGCAGUGAAUGUGGGUCGCAUGAGCAUUUCUGGCCUCAGUUUUCAGGUGGACCAACCAUAUGAAGAGCAGAGCUCACAGCGCAGGUAUUAUCAUCUGCCCUACGCCCCCAUUUAA
Spirodela intermedia is the source of this 2857-nucleotide messenger RNA. NCBI's taxonomy places the organism in Eukaryota, Viridiplantae, Streptophyta, Magnoliopsida, Alismatales, Araceae. The record is from the annotation of a GenBank genome assembly.